Molecule: messenger RNA, 984 nt
Organism: Otolemur garnettii (small-eared galago)
Lineage: Eukaryota; Metazoa; Chordata; Mammalia; Primates; Galagidae
Product: T-cell surface glycoprotein CD1b
Exons: 5
Biological process (GO): antigen processing and presentation, endogenous lipid antigen via MHC class Ib; positive regulation of T cell mediated cytotoxicity; immune response
Cellular component (GO): external side of plasma membrane
Molecular function (GO): lipopeptide binding; endogenous lipid antigen binding; exogenous lipid antigen binding
Source: RefSeq, a predicted model, not a curated record
AUGCUGCUUCUGCCAUUUCAAUUGUUAGCUGUUCUCCUCCCAGGUGCUGACAGUGAGGAUGGCUUCCAGGGACCAAGCUCUUACCAUGUCAUCCAGAUUUCAUCCUUCACCAACAGCACCUGGGCAAAAAAUCGAGGUUCAGGCUGGUUGGAUGAUUUACAGAUUCAUGGCUGGGACAAGGACAAAAACACUGCCAUAUUCCUGAAGCCCUGGUCCAAGGGCAACUUUAGUGAUGAGGAGGUUGCUGAGAUGGAAGACCUAUUCCGAAUCUACUUCUAUGGAUUUACUGAAGAAAUGCAGGCACGUUCCAGUGAAUUCCAGAUAGAAUACCCCUUUGAGUUCCAGGGCACAGCAGGCUGUAAACUACAGUCUGGGGGAGCUGUGCUAAGCUUCUUGAGAGGAGCUUUAGGAGGACUGGAUUUCCUGAGAUUCGAGAAUGAUACGUGGGUACCUUCCCCAGAGGGCGGCAGCUCAGCACAGGCAAUAUGCACACUACUCAUGAAAUAUCAAGGCAUCAUCGACACCGUGAAGAAACUCCUGUUUGAAACUUGCCCCCAAUUUCUCUUGAGUGUCCUCCAUGCAGGGAAGGCAGAGCUGCAAAGGCAAGUGAAGCCCAAGGCCUGGCUGUCCAGUGGCCCCAGUCCUGGACCUGGCCGUCUGCUGCUGGUCUGCCACGUCUCAGGAUUCUACCCAAAGCCCGUGUGGGUGAUGUGGAUGCGGGGUGAGCAGGAGCAGCCAGGAACUCAGCACAGCAACCUCCUGCCCAAUGCUGACUGGACAUGAAAUCUCUAAGCCACCCUGGAUGUGGUGUCUGGAGAGGCGGCCAGCCUGUCCUGCCGGGUGAAGCACAGCAGUCUAAAAGGCCGGGACAUUGUCCUUCACUGGGGACACCACGUUCCCAUCUGGUGGAUCUGUUUGGCAGUAGUUGUGCCCUCCUUCAUCCUUUUGCUAUGCCUCACAUUAUGGUAUAAGAGACGCUGGUGA